GCACGCACGACGUUUGGCGCGCUUGUCCGAGCUGUUGGCGCCAGCGACACAAUUGACAGAGCGCCGUCCCUGCGAGCAGCGGUCCGUUUGCUGCGCUGCUAAUAUUUCAGUAAAUUUGUCAUUUGUCGCCGCUCGAACACCUCCGCGGACAUGACGAAGCUCUCCGAGGGCGCGAUAGAGGCUCUGUCAAGUGGCACCGGAGGCAACGACGCAGUGCUUCAGUUGGUGAACAUUCGCAAGAUUGAUGGGGGAAACGGUCCGGCUCGCUUUCGGGUGAUGAUGAGCGAUGGGAGGCACACGCUGUCCUCCUUCAUGCUCUCCACCCAGCUGAACUGCAUAGCAGAGGAAGGAAAACUGGCCCCAAACUGCGUCUGCUUGCUGAAGAGGCAUGUGACCAAUGUGCUAAAGGAUGGACGACGAGUGGUUAUCAUUCUGGAAAUUGAUGUCAUCAAGCCUGCUGAAGAUGUUGCUGGGAAAAUAGGAGACCCCACUCCCUACACAGAGGGUCAAACAAAAGGCCCACAGUCGGCCCCAGUCCCUGAUAACCGCCCUCCGCUGCAGCAUCAAAAUAAAAAUGAAGCAGUGAACAGAGGUUUCAAUAGAGACUUUGGGAAGAAGGCCCCAUCUGCUGUGCCCAGUACUCCAGGGGGCAGCUCCAAAGUUGUACCCAUUGCCAGCCUCAACCCUUACCAGUCCAAGUGGACCAUCCGUGCUCGUGUUACCAACAAGAGCUCCAUCCGAACAUGGAGCAACUCUCGCGGUGAUGGCAAACUCUUCUCCAUGGAGAUUGUGGACGAGAGCAGUGAGAUACGAGUGACUGGUUUCAACCAAGAGGUGGACAAGUUCUACAGCCUGAUUGAGACUGGCAAGGUCUACUACAUCUCCAAGGGCUCCCUGAAGAUCGCCAACAAACAGUACACAGCAGUGAAGAAUGAUUAUGAGAUGACGCUAAAUGGGGAGUCCACAGUCAUCCCCUGUGAGGACAGCUGUGAUGUUCCCAUGGUGCAGUGUGACUUUGUCUCUAUCGGCGACCUGGAGAGCAGAGAGAAGGAUGCCAUCAUCGAUGUGAUUGGAGUGUGCAAAAGUGUGGACGAUGUGACCCGCCUUACAACAAAGUCCAACAAGGAAGUGUCGAAAAGGACGCUCGAUCUGAUGGACAUGUCUGGGAAGGUGGUGACUGUCACUCUGUGGGGAGAGGAAGCAGAAAAGUUCAAUGGCUCUGGACAGCCCAUUCUGGCCAUCAAGGGGGCAAAGCUGUCAGACUAUGGUGGCCGGUCCCUCUCUGCAUCCUUCAGCAGCACCCUGAUGAUCAACCCAGACAUCCCUGAGGCAUAUAAACUCCGAGGCUGGUAUGACCAGGAGGGCCAUGCCAUGGACGGACAGUCUCUGACGGAGUUGAAAGGUGGCAGCGGGGGAGGGAACACCAACUGGAAGGCUCUGUCCGACAUUAAGACCGAGCACCUGGGGCAUGGAGACAAGGCAGACUACUACACCUGCAAAGCUACCAUUGUGUACCUGCGCAAGGAAAACUGCCUGUACCAGGCCUGCCCGAGCCAAGACUGCAACAAGAAAGUGGUAGACCAGCACAAUGGCAUGUUCCGCUGUGAAAAGUGUGACAAAGAGUUCCCCAACUUCAAGUACCGCCUCAUUCUGUCUGCAAACAUUGCAGAUCAUGCGGACAACCAGUGGGUGACUUGCUUCCAGGAGAGUGCAGAGGCCAUCUUGGGCCAGAAUGCAGAAUACCUUGGGCAGCUCAAGGAAUCGAAUGAAACUGCCUUCGAUGAGGUCUUCCAACAAGCCAACUUCAACACGUUUGUCUUCCGCAACAGAGUGAAGCUAGAAACGUAUAACGAUGAAUCCAGAAUCAAAGCCACAGUGAUGGAGGUGAAGCCAGUUGACCAUAAGGACUACUGCAAGAGGUUGAUCAUAAACAUAAGGAAACAUGCUUCCCAGUAGGAAGCUGUGAUCGGUUCCAUCUCUGCUUGCUUUUGGAAGUUUUCCUUUCUUUCUGUACAGCCAACAAACAGCUCUAAACAUAUUACAGAUAUUUGCUUAUGAAGCUUUGGUGUUUAAUUUUUUUUUAUGAAUUUACCUCCUUAAGUAAUGGAGUAAAUGUUCACCUUUCCUUUGUGAGAUAAUGAUUUGUGGGCUGAUUUCUUUUUGUUUGGGGUGAACAUAAUAGACGAGCAGCAUUUGUUUCUUCUCUUUCUGUUAUUUGGGGAGGCCGAGCAGAGAGUGGGUCAGUAAGCCACAAAAGAAAUCAUCACCGUGUCUGUCUUAAGUCGGCCAGUUGUUCCUGCUUAUGCUGUGGUCACGUGGGGGCGUGGGCUGCUGUAAGCAGAAGACCAGCACGGCUGCUAGCACUCGUUUCACCCUCUGACGCGCACUCAGAAUGACUGGCCCGGACCUGCACAUCCCUGAUAAGACAGUUCACGCUCCCACACUUUUUCUUCAUUUUCUUCCUUCGUUCUCACAUACUUGCAAACAUAAGCACAUACACAGUACAAAUAUAAUGGGAAAUGUGCUGCAUCCUGUUUACGUAGGUACCAGAUGUAUUGUCAAUGCCUCUUACUGUUAUGUGAGUUCUGUAGUUCUUUUCCCAAAUAUCAGAAUAAAAAUGUUUGUAACAAA
Scophthalmus maximus (turbot) is the source of this 2631-nucleotide messenger RNA. RefSeq names its product replication protein A1 (gene rpa1). Gene Ontology annotation, biological process: DNA replication; meiotic cell cycle; telomere maintenance via telomerase. Lineage: Eukaryota; Metazoa; Chordata; Actinopteri; Pleuronectiformes; Scophthalmidae. Gene Ontology annotation, molecular function: damaged DNA binding; single-stranded telomeric DNA binding. The transcript is spliced from 17 exons. The record is from RefSeq and is a predicted model, not a curated record. Gene Ontology annotation, cellular component: nucleus; DNA replication factor A complex. The coding region runs from base 151 to 1956 and encodes 601 amino acids.